Fusarium redolens is the source of this 669-nucleotide messenger RNA. RefSeq lists its product as uncharacterized. Gene Ontology annotation, biological process: regulation of proteolysis; proteasome-mediated ubiquitin-dependent protein catabolic process. The transcript has 5 exons. Gene Ontology annotation, molecular function: ubiquitin protein ligase binding. Lineage: Eukaryota; Fungi; Ascomycota; Sordariomycetes; Hypocreales; Nectriaceae. Gene Ontology annotation, cellular component: cytoplasm. Bases 1 to 669 code for a protein of 222 amino acids. The record is from RefSeq and is a predicted model, not a curated record.
AUGAAUAGUCAGGAAAGGAAGCGCAUGCAGAAGGCUCGAAAAGCUGGUCAGUUCACUGACUUUGCUUUUCUCUGCAAAGGCACAACUAUUCCUGUUCACAAAAUCAUAAUCUGUGCACAAUCUUCUGUUUUCAAUGCUGCUUGCACUGGUGGCUUCAAGGAAGCCAAGUCUGGAGUCUAUGACUUGAGCGAGUACUCCCUUGAACUAGUCGAGAUGAUGGCCGAUUACUUCUACCUCGGGCAUUACGACAAUCCGACUGCAACUGGAUCCAGAAUAUCCCUUUCGAUGCAUUCUUCGAUGCUGGCCUUGGCAGACAAUGAUUUGUACAUUCACGGGCUGAAACACAAAGAUGUUGAACUGGAAGACUUUCUCAAGUCGCUUCCGGUCCUGUACCAACUGCCCAUAUUAGUUUCCGUGGAUGCCAUCGAUGAGGCUAUCGCUCACACAAGGGAAAACCUUCUGACAUGCACAUGCAGGGAAGUUACCAAGGUUUUGAUCGACCAACUCUCUGACGCUUGUCAGGACUUCCUGAAGGACGUGAUGAUGUCUGUCAUGAGCACCCCUUUGAAGGCGAAAUGUGAGGAUUGUAAAGAACGAGCUCGCUCAUUACAGGCAUUUCAAGGAAUACAAGGGGUUGGGCUUUGUUAUGGAUCACUGUUACAAGAGUGA